AUAUACAUUUUUAGAAGCGAUGAAAUAUCAUAAGAUCAACAAUGUUUAGCAAAUAUUUCACUUCUCUGCUGAUCAAUAGUUGUCUCUGUUUAUCAGAGCUGACUAUUGCACCCAGUAGUGACAUUGAGGUAAACGAGGGUGAACCAUUAAAAAUAACCUGCACAGCUUCAGAAGAAGUUGAUUUCUUCUAUCCGAAAGAUAUUCCAGACUUGGCUGCCACGUCAUCAGUAUCAAUUGUUAAUGAACCAAAAAAUGGAACGUCAAACUUCAUAUUCAAAAGGUCUAAAACAGUUUUUGGAGACAGUGGAUGGUACGGAUGUAUCAAGGCGAGUAAAAACCAACCGAAGCUUGAUCUUGGAACCAUUUAUGUAACGCCAGACAACUUUGAAAAGUCAGAUGUAAAAUGGGUCUACGUUUUCGUAAAAUCAACUGAACACUUGUUGGUUGACAUUCCGUUCCUGUAUCAGAAUACAGAUGGUAAAUACUACUUAUUCGAAGAAGAAAGUGAUGAUGUUCUUCUGCCUUGCCGACCGACUUCUGCAGCCUACAAAGUUGAAUUUUACUCUUUUGAUAAUAGUAAGCCCAUUGAUUCAGAGUACGAUCCAAAAAGAGGAAUCAUUAUCAGAAAUAUUAAAAAAGACAGUCCUUUGAGCUAUUACUGUAUUGCUGUAGAAAACAACGGCGUGAUGAGAGAGAAAAAAGAAUUUGUUAUUAAGAUAACAGGUGAAACUCCAACCGAUAAAGUACCGAAAUUUUCCACUAAAGGGCUUACUCAUAUGGAAAUUGGUAAGAAGUUCAGCGUGGAAUGCUUAGUCAGAUUCUGGAAUCACAAUAACUACUUUCUAAAUUGGCUGACUCCUAGAUCGACUAGCCGGACCAGCAAGAACUUAACGACUAUCGAAAAUUAUAGUUUCGAAGACAGGAUUUUAAACAAUCGACUAGUUUCCCUGGAAUUGACGAUUGAAAAUGUGACCUCUGAAGAUUUCGGCGAGUAUCAGUGCAGGCUCUAUGAAUAUGCUUCGGUAGUUACAGGAAAAAUAAAUUUGCAACCACAUGAACGAAAACACCUAGAUCUAUCACUGCAAAAUCCUAGAAAUCAAUAUUCAAUCAAAAAUGAGAAGUCAUACACGUGGCAAAUAAAUGUUGACGCGUACCCCAUUCCCGAGUUGCAUUGGUUCGACUCACUUGGAAAAGAAAUAGUCACAUCAUGGCAAUUUUACGACUAUAACGUCAACGGCGAGUGUUUUUCGGUGUAUCUAACAAAAAGCUUCUUCACUGCAGAUGACUCGGGGAUUUAUACUGUCUUCGCUAAUAAUUCAGAAAUGAAGACGAUCUCUCUGAACGUUGUGGUUUACACACCACCGAACAUCAUCGAAGAAGAGCAGAAGCAUACAACAUAUUCCACUAAUGAUGUCGCAACAUUUCAGUGCCGAGCUAUGGGUGACCCCAAACCAGAUAUUACAUGGGAGUAUUUGGAUGAGUAUCGAAUCGUUGUAGAAAAUGGAUCCCAUUUUUUCGAGAAAAUUGAAUCAUGGUCUAUACUUGAUGAAGUAAGAUCAAGUGCGAGGACAAGAAUCUCAAGAUCUGGUUAUGUAUCAUGCGAAGCGCGGAAUAAGUAUGGCAAGGAUAGUAAACUAGUAAAGAUUGAUAUCAAAGAUCCAAUUAUCAUAGCCAAUAAUUCUGACAGACGACUUCCGACCAAUGAUGCAUCGAUGAACGCUUCAAUCAACCUUAAAAUUGAUGACAUUGGAAAGCCAGAGACAAGUAGCGAAGCUUGCGAGUUUCGGAAUCCUGAUGCUGAACUUGUUACUCCUAAUGUUGGGGCGAAAGAGACUAUCAAGUCUGUGAAUUUAGAUAACAGUCAACCAAAAAUACGCGUCAAAGGGCCUGGAUCCAAGAUUGGUAAUGGUGACGAUAAUGCGACUAGAACUGAACCAACGAAGCUUACUGAUAAGCCAGGUGAUAUUGAUUCAUUCAGCUUAGGCACAGUUAACCAAGAAAUGAUCAUUAAUGAAGGUAUGACUAUCACAAUGCAAUGCAGUGCUCCAAUUGACAGGUUCCCUGAUGAUAUUAAAUGGUACAACUCUACCAAUCUCCUUGCAACUGAUGGGAGAGUUGUGAUAAAAGAAACCAAAGAAGCACCUUUUCAUUCGUCACUUUUGACUAUAAGAGAUAUCCAGAUAUCGGACGAAGGUGACUUCACUUGCAAAGGAACGGCGAAGAACGGUUCUAUUGUUAAAAAUUAUUAUCAGGUGCAUGUCAAUGCCUCUGCUAUGUUUUCAGUGUCAGUAAUCUUGCAGUUGUCGAUAAUGCUGCUAUUAUUUGCUUAA
Molecule: messenger RNA, 2330 nt
Organism: Cotesia glomerata
Lineage: Eukaryota; Metazoa; Arthropoda; Insecta; Hymenoptera; Braconidae
Product: hemicentin-1-like
Exons: 16
Coding region: 42-2330 (762 amino acids)
Source: RefSeq, a predicted model, not a curated record